AUGGCGGACACUACGGUUACAAUCACCAACUGCAGCGAAACCUUCAGCCUGCACCCAAGCUAUGAAAACAAAAACUGGUGGGAAUCCGUGGCGAGCAAUGUCGACCUUGCUUCGGCCACUAAGCCCCAGAUGGGAUGCCGAACUGCAGAGGAAGCCGUCUCCGACAAGCGCUUCUCAGACUCUGCCAUCUGCGUGGACUCUUACAAGCCACUUGGCAGGUUCCACUGUGUCGACAGCAACGGUCAACGACGCCUCCUACCGCCGCCAGGAUUUGCUCCCCACCACCGCUCGCCAAUCGGAGAGGUUAGCAAGGCAUUAACAACGAGUCCCGUGCGAGAAGUACUUACUUUCAAGGCGCCGGAAACAUGCGCAUCGUCUUUCGGUAGUCUUGAGGAUGAUACACAGGUCACCAGCAUUACAAGUACUGUGUCAGUCGGCCAGGGCAAACCCAUAUCCGCCACCGAAUGGGAGUGUUUUCUGAAGAUCCAUAAGCAUUUUGAGACCCGAUCAAGCUAUGACCGAGCUCAGAAAAGGGAGGGGGCCGCAAUCCAGGACUGUGAAUUGUUCAUUGAAGGAAAUACUUCCCACUUUUAA
Anthostomella pinea is the source of this 594-nucleotide messenger RNA. The record is from the annotation of a GenBank genome assembly. NCBI's taxonomy places the organism in Eukaryota, Fungi, Ascomycota, Sordariomycetes, Xylariales, Xylariaceae.